Sciurus carolinensis (gray squirrel) is the source of this 6931-nucleotide messenger RNA. RefSeq names its product AVL9 cell migration associated (gene Avl9). Lineage: Eukaryota; Metazoa; Chordata; Mammalia; Rodentia; Sciuridae. The transcript has 16 exons. Gene Ontology annotation, cellular component: cytoplasm. The record is from RefSeq and is a predicted model, not a curated record. Bases 246 to 2195 code for a protein of 649 amino acids.
GCCGGCGGCGGCCGCCGCAUCAGGUGACAGCCCGGAAGCCGCGGAAGCGGAUGAAGAAAGAGCGGCCCUGGCCGCGGGGGGCGGCGCGGAGCUGCGGGAGCUGCUCGCCUCCUCCGGGCCCCCUGCGCUGCCCUCAUGCGGCCCUCUCGCUGACACCUGAGGUCCGCCGCUCUUGGGCCUCCGAGGACCGUAGGGUCGUCCGGCCCUCCGGCCUUGGCGGUUGAAGUCGUCGUGGUGCGGGACCCAUGGAGAAGGCCGGGCGCGGUGGUGAGGUCGGCCCCCGGGGGCCCGUCCUGCACAUCGUGGUCGUCGGCUUUCACCACAAGAAGGGCUGCCAGGUUGAAUUCUCUUACCCGCCCCUGAUUCCAGGAGAUGGACAUGACAGCCACACUUUACCUGAAGAAUGGAAGUAUUUGCCCUUCCUUGCCUUACCAGAUGGCGCACACAAUUACCAGGAAGAUACUGUGUUUUUUCACUUACCACCCAGAAAUGGAAAUGGAGCCACUGUAUAUGGUAUUUCUUGCUAUCGACAAAUUGAAGCCAAGGCAUUGAAAGUAAGGCAAGCAGAUAUCACCAGAGAAACUGUUCAGAAAAGUGUCUGUGUUCUAAGCAAGCUGCCCCUCUAUGGCUUACUUCAGGCGAAACUUCAACUCAUCACACAUGCGUAUUUUGAAGAAAAGGAUUUUUCCCAAAUUUCCAUUCUAAAGGAGCUUUAUGACCAUAUGAAUAGUUCCUUGGGUGGAACUUCAUUGGAAGGAUCCCAAGUAUAUCUUGGUCUGUCUCCUCGAGAUCUUGUCCUUCAUUUUCGACACAAGGUUUUAAUCCUGUUUAAGCUAAUUCUUCUUGAAAAAAAGGUUCUUUUUUAUAUUUCUCCAGUGAAUAAAUUGGUGGGCGCACUGAUGACUGUGUUAUCCCUUUUUCCAGGCAUGAUUGAACAUGGUCUCAGUGACUGUUCUCAGUACAGACCCCGAAAGAGCAUGUCUGAAGAUACUGGGCUUCAGGAAAGUAAUCCUCCUGCAGAUGCUUUUGUUUCUGGGCCAACUUCUAACAUCUCAAAUACCAAUUUGGGAACUGUCAAGAAAAUCAUGGCAGGAAACCAUGGAGGAGAUGCUUCCAUCAAGACUGAAAAGCCUUUUUUCCAACUAGAACACGACAACAGUAAAGGACAGGAACCCAGUGAUACUAAUCAAUAUUUGAAACCUCCAUCUCGUCCAUCUCCAGAAUCUUCAGAAAGUGACUGGGAGACCUUGGAUCCUAGUGUCUUAGAGGACCCCAACCUGAAAGAAAGGGAACUGGUGGGGUCAGAUCAGACAAAUUUAUUUCCAAAAGAUUCUGUGCCCUCAGACAGUCCUCCAAUUACUGUACAACCUCAAGCCAAUACCGGGCAGGUGGUCCUGAUACCGGGGCUUAUUUCAGGUUUGGAAGAGGAUCAGUACGGCAUGCCCCUGGCCAUCUUCACAAAGGGAUAUCUGUGUUUGCCCUACAUGGCAUUGCAGCAGCAUCAUCUUCUCUCUGAUGUCACCGUGCGGGGAUUUGUUGCUGGAGCUACUAACAUCCUUUUUCGACAACAGAAACACCUCAGCGAUGCCAUUGUAGAAGUAGAAGAAGCUCUGAUCCAGAUCCAUGAUCCAGAACUCAGGAAGCUGCUUAACCCAACCACUGCAGACCUAAGGUUUGCUGAUUACCUGGUGAAGCAUGUGACUGAAAACCGGGAUGAUGUCUUCUUGGAUGGCACUGGCUGGGAGGGAGGUGAUGAAUGGAUCCGGGCCCAGUUUGCAGUCUACAUCCAUGCCCUACUGGCUGCUACACUGCAGUUAGAUAAUGAAAAGAUAUUAUCCGACUAUGGAACAACUUUUGUUACAGCAUGGAAGAAUACUCACAACUACAGAGUAUGGAACAGCAACAAGCAUCCAGCACUUGCAGAAAUAAAUCCAAACCAUCCAUUUCAAGGCCAGUACUCGGUGUCAGACAUGAAGUUAAGAUUCUCACAUUCUGUUCAGAAUAGUGAACGUGGCAAAAAAAUUGGAAACGUCAUGGUCACAACUAGCCGGAAUGUCGUACAAACAGGAAAAGCUGUUGGUCAGUCAGUUGGAGGAGCUUUUUCCAGUGCAAAGACAGCUAUGUCUUCGUGGCUUUCUACCUUCACCACUUCUGCCCCGCAGAGUCUCCCUGAGCCACCCGAUGGGAAGCCCUGAGGCUGGCAGCAGAGGAUGCAUGGCUGUCUUAGGUGUUAAGUGCUCCUUUCCAUCUGCUGCUCUCAACCUCUCCUUCACUGGCCCUGGGUCCACAGUAGGGGACCGAGAUGUAGAACUGUUUACAUGGACAGUUGCCCUCUUUCUAAAUGAAGAUCACAGGAUGCUAAAAAGAUGGAAUCACAUCUACAGCAGGGAUGGGCUUUCCAGGUUGGGGUUUAAAUUGACUACUUUUAUUUCAUUCUGAGCCUGAUUAAAACACACAAUGAACCAUCUAAUGAACUUUAAAUUCUGAGAUUGUACAUUUGUUUACUUUAGAAUAGUUUUUACUUAUGUAUAUUUUGUUCUGUUUUGCUAUUGAAUAUCUAGAUGGUCAUCGUAAUUUAUAUUUGCUAAAAUUAAGUUAUAUUACUAUUUUAAUUUCUCUAAAGUUGGCCCUAAAAUGUGUUUAUAAAGUUGACAGGCCACACAGUUCAGCCUUUAUUUUCCUUAGAGGACAAUUUUUGGUUUGUUUUCUAACCACAAAACACGUUUAGCAGUUCAUUUCCUCCCAGAACUAUGAAUGUCAGAAGGGGAAGUGCUGAGACUAGAGUGUCUUAUUUCAGGUUUUUAAUUUGCUCUUUCCUAACAAACUUGCUUUGAAGCAGCCAGGAGUGCCAGUGUGCUCCCAUCCUCUUGCCGACUGAGCCAGUGAGUGUGCAGAGAACUAGCACAGUGAUGGUGACAGUGGUGUUGAAGCAGUUUGACAUGAAUGUGUCUGCAGGGCAGUACUCUCAAAGACCCGUAUGUUACUUUUGUCAACUUCAGUCAUGGUACUGUCCUUACCAACAUUUUUUUUUAAUCCAAAGUUUGUGACUUCUGUUUCUUGUUUUGAAUAGUUUUCCAUUAGUCUUGUUUUUGUUUGAGGGGGGGUGUUUUGUUUCUUGGCACUGCUGGGGAUUGAACCUUGGGCCUCACACAUGCCAGGUGAGUGCUCCACCACUGAGAUACGUUCCCAACCCAGUGUUUUUCUUCACAAAGUUUUUCAAGGUACUUGGCCUUCCCAGUUCCUUGACAGUCGUCUUGUAAUCAGUCCCUGCCCCCUUCUUAAAAAGUUUGUAAAAUAAAAAUAAAAUGAUUCAUAAAUACUAAGUAGAAAUCUCAACAUAGCUCACAUUUAGAAAAGCAGGAGGCAAGAGAAGAAAACUACAGCCAUGCCCUCAGUCACCUAUUUCCUAAAGGAUGUCUGUUUUAGGUUGCCACAUGCAUGUGUGUGCUGCUUGCUGAUUAUCUGUACACAGCUAGAGCUCAGGUGUUUGCCUGCUCAGUUCAUUUGUUUUUCAAGGGGACUUGAAUGAUGUUCUCAGGGAGUGCUCAUGGGGAACAGAUUGCCUUUUCAGUAACAAAGGACACUUGGACAGUCAUUGUGAGUAUAGCCUACAUAGGCUAUAGCACGUAUUGGGGAAAUAAGGGACCUAAUUAAGGACACUGAUUAUAUUUGAUUAUUUGAUUUAUCCCUUUUAAAAUGUUUGUUUACAAAGGAAAUUCUCCUAAAGCUUGGGAAAUGAACACAGAGGCAUAAUCUAAAUAUCCUUAAAUUUUCCAGUUUGUGCUACCCAAGUCUAAUAAAUCUAAAGGCAUAUUUAUGUUGGAGCUUAACAACUCAAGAAAUCAGCCACGUGCAGUGGCACAUACCUGUAAUCCCAGUGACUUGGGAGGCUGAGGCAGAAGGAUCACAAGUUGGAGGCUGGCCUCAGCAACUUGGCAAGACCCUGUCUCAAAAAAGACUGGGGAUGUAGCUCAGUGGCAAAGCAUCCCUGGUUUCAAUCCAUAGUUACCCUCUACCGCCCCCCCCCAAAAAAAAAACCUCGAGAAUUUAGUGAUGAUAAAUUAAAGGGCUUAAUGUGAGAACUUCAUUAUUUCAUGUUAGCCAAGAAAAUUAACCUCAGGAAAUAUUUUAAGAUAAGAAAAUAAUACCAAACAGAACCUUAAAAGGUACUUUAAUCAGUGUUGUGCUGAGACUAUAAAGAAUUCAUUUAAGAUCUCAUCUCAUUUCAAGGCCACAUGAUUAGUUGGAGCAUGAUAGUAUAUUCAUGUGCAGUCGUUACCUCUCAACUGCCAGAAGGUCACACUGCCAGAAGCUGAGAGCCCUCUGUGAAGGGUCAGCCAGCAAGACACUGGUUCCUCCUUUAGUUUGUGCCAGGUUUGUAUGACAGGUGUAAGAUUCCCAUCUCCCAUCCAAAAUCAAUCCAACCCAUAUCUUGGAGACCACUGAAGUAAAAAUAGUUAAACAAAAUUUAACUUUGCUUUUAUAUCACUUGUUCCUCGAUUGAAUGUCUAUUUUAAUUGGACAUUUAAUUAAUGUUUCAAGUUAAGAGUUUAACUCUUAAGUAAGCACUUAAAUAUCUUAGAAGAUAGAACUUUUAGCAGAAAUGGUCAGGUUCUGGGAAGUACUGGAGUUUUCAAGAUUCAUAGGCCAUUAUAUUGUUUGGAGGAGCCCCAAGACAGCAGUGUUUUGAGGGCAAGAAGGCUGGCCCUUGUCCUGGCAGCCCACAUAAUUCAGACUCACAUUCCAGGCUCCAGCCUAGUGACCAGUUCAGAAGCAGUAGCCCCUCUCCAGACACUGGUUCUGGGAGCAUUAGAGACCACUGGGGCUGUCUCCUUACAUCACAUCAAUAAAAGGUGUACCUGUUGGUGGCUACACUUUCUCCAGUGAUUGCCAAGAACUGAGUAUUUUUAACUAGACUCGAGGGAGCUAGAGUCAGCCAGCCAUUCUCAGGUGUGCAGGCACACAGGCCGUAUCUAUAACUGGAGGUAGUUUUGUUGCUGUCCAGGUGACUUAAAGUAGUGUUUGAGGAAAAACCAUAGCAUAUUCCUACCAGGCACUGUAAUAACAACGGCAUAGGUAAGGUGGGGAGAUCUAAGGCUGAGUCUGGGCUAGAUAAAUAGAAAAAGUUGCAUGUUGCAAAGGCUUAGAAUGAUUUUGUGUAUGUAUUUGGCUCAUGUGACCAGUAUGAAUAGUGUAUCCCCAAAUCCUUUUAGUGAUUGGCUGGCUCCCAAGCCCUAAAGAAUUCUUAACCUUUUUCACUUUAGGAUAUAGCAGCACUUAUCUUCAGCAGCAAACCAGAGAAAUGACCUCACUUCCUCAACUGUAUCCUGCUUUCCAAGUUCUCUACUAAUUAAGCAUUUAAUGUUUUUUUAGAUUAAUUUCCUUUGGAAAACCAAGGAGAAAGUAAAUAGAAGGAAAGAGAAGUGAGAAAUGGUUGCAUGACUAAGGAACAGAUACUUAAAAUCUGAAUGAAAAGUAUUUUGAGAGCAGUAUUUAAUCUGCUAAAGGUUAUAAGAAUUGUUUUAGAAAGAAGUUAGAAUUUAAUCUACUAGUAACAAAUCUCUAAAUGAAACUAUGGCAUUAUCUUCCUGGCAGGCAGAUUUUGUUAAUACGUUUUAUUCUGUGGAGAAAAGUUCUGUGGAACUUAAUAGUCAGUGGUCUUUUUCUCACCAGUGCUGGUGAUAAGUUUGGGAGCCCUUAGUGCUGUAAGGGGCCAAUGUCCCAAUCCUUAACCACAGAAAGAUGUCUGCUGCAGCCAGUGUGGAGAGUAGAUAAAUGUGGCCUGUUAACUGUAUUGGGCAGUUGUUGGGACUCUUGAAAUGGCAUCAACAUUGACAUGUUCUGAUUCUUUGGUCAGAGAUGGCAUGGCAUUCAUGACUUCCACCCAUCCCUUGGUACCCUUUAAACAUGACAGAGAACACUGCCCUGAUCACUGAAGGUCAUUGUCAUUCCAUGUAGCAUGUAACGUGCCACUAGGAGUUUUCUCAUUCCAGGUCUUCAGGCUUCAUUACACUGGAAUUAUUCUUCCAUAGUUUCCAACAUUCCAUAAAUAUUUGUCAAAGACAAAGAAAAGGAAUGUGCAUUUCUGUUCUUUUCAUAUAAUUGACUUUGUACACAUAACUUCCUGCUUUCAUUAUGGAGAAGAAACUAGCUCCCUUCUGUGGUAACUCCAAAGUUAAGAGAUUGUGCAUGUCUGAGGGGUUGGAUAUAUUUUGUAAAACUCUAAAUACGUUUGUAUUUCUGUGCUGUUCAGAAGUUUACCUUUUUACUUAUACUAAUUAAAGAUAUAGAAACUAUAUAUUUAAAUCAUGUAAAUGGAAUACAGUUUAGGGGGUUUUUCCAAUCUUAUUUUUCAUCAGCUUCUCACACACAUGUAGUAUGCUGCUCAAAUUUUUUUGUGUGCAAUAUAAACAUUUGAACAUUUCAGUCAGGUACUGAGCCAGAAAAGGUCAUUGAAGUUUUCAGAAAGCUUCUGUGCUUAGAAAAUAUUUUGUUGUUUUCUUAAAAUAUUAAUAUUUUAUAGCUGGAAAAAUAAGAUCAAGACUUAUAUGUUUCAGGCCAUUUGGUCAUUUGUUCCUAAAUUUAGGAAGCAUUUGAUUAAUGAGUUGGUAAAGGCACUUAGUGGUUAUAAAAAUAGUUUAGACAUUUGAGAUGAAAGACUUUCCACAGUUUCUAAGAAAGUUUAGCUUAGAAAAGUUUAAAAAGUUUUUUAAGGAAAUUUAGCUGUGCCACAUGUUUUGAUCAGAAAGGUAGUUUCUCCUUGUUCUAGUAGUUUUAUAAUUUGUAUUUGUUCUUUGUUUCUGUUGUCACCUGCUUUUAAAAAAAAGUAUUAAAAUUAUAAAUCACGUCUAAUCAUAUUGAAUUGUAAAACUUCUAUUGUAUCUUUAUUUUUAAAAAAAAAUGAGAAUAAAAUUAUCCUGUUUGUCCUGCA